AUACGGAGGGUGUGUUCCGGCGAUUUUAGAGGCUUUACGAAGGUGUGAUGAUUUGGACAAGGCGUUGAAGCCAUGGGAAAGGACUCUGACCAACAAAGAACGAAGUAUAAUCCUCAAGGAACAGCUGGGCUGGGAAAGAGCUUAUGAGAUCUUCAAUUGGUUCAGGAAAAAGGGAUGCUAUGAGAUAAAUGUGAUUCAUUACAACAUUAUGUUGAGGGUUCUAGGGAGAGCACAGAGGUGGACAGAACUAAAGAACUUGUGGGAUGACAUGAGGGGGAGGAGGGUUGAACCCGUGAAUUCAACAUAUGGGACGUUGAUUGACGUGCAUUACAAAGCUCGUCGUCAAGAGGAAGCUAUGGAGUGGGUUGACUUGAUGUACCAAAACAGGAUGGAACCAGAUGAGGUCACAAUGGGAAUUGUGGUUCAAAUGUAUAAAAAAGCAGGGGACUUUAAGAAAGCUGAAGAGUUUUUCAAGCAGUGGGAGACUGUAAAUGCAAGAAGAGCACAUGAAAGCAUUAGUUCACCUCUUUGUUUGAGCUCAUAUACGCAUAACAACUUGAUAGACACAUAUGGGAAAGCAGGAAAAGUAAAAGAAGCAAGUGAGGCUUUUGAAAGGAUGCUUGAUGAAGGGAUUUCACCAACCACAGUAAAUUUCAACACAAUGAUUCACUUGUAUGGUAAUAAUAACCGAAUGGAGGAAGUCGGAUCCUUAAUGCAGAAAAUGGAGGAUCUUGACUGCUGUCCCGAUACACGGACAUACAACAUCCUUAUUUUUCUCCAUGCCAAACACAACGACAUAGAGACUGCAUCAUUCUACUUUGAGGCGAUGAAGAGUGCGUCUCUAGAACCAGACAUCGUAAGCUACCGAACCCUCUUGUAUGCCUUUUCAAUAAGGCAGAUGGUUUCUGAAGCAGACAUGCUAGUUCUAGAGAUGGAUGAGAAGGGAAUGGAGAUUGACGAGUAUACGCAGUCAGCCCUCACUAGAAUGUAUCUAGUAGCCGGGAUGUUGGAACGGUCAUGGUCAUGGUUCCAUAGGUUUCACCUUAGUGGGAGGAUGACUCCCGAGUGUUACUCUGCCAACAUUGAUGCGUUUGGAGAGCACGGCCAUGUUUGGGAAGCGGAGAAAGUUUUCGAUUGUUGUCGGGAGCAUUUCCCAGGUUCCAAACGGGCCCUUACUGUCCUCGAGUUCAAUGUAAUGAUCAAGGCUUACGGGAUAAGCAAGAAAUACAAUGAAGCUUGCCUCUUAUUUGACAGUAUCCAGAAACACAAUAUAUCUCCAGAUAAAUGCAGCUACAGUUCCAUCAUCCAGAUAUUAGCCAGUGCCAAUCUGCCUUUUCAUAAAAACAGAAGGAACGGGAUGUUCGACGAAGCGGUUCAAAUGGCUAAAGAAAUGAGAGAAAAGGAGCUGUUGAAUGAUGUGUUGAGUUAUAACAAUGUGAUUGGGCUUUAUGCACUUGUGGGAAGGUUUAGAGAUGCAAUGAUUAUGUUUAAGGACAUGCUGGUUUCAUCUUCUUCUGUGAGGCCCGAUGGGUUUACGUUCAAAUCUCUCGGGGUUAUUCUCGUCAAAUGCGGGGUUUCGAAGGAAGAUGUGAAGAGACUGAGUGAGAAGGGUGAUGAUCAGAAUGGUGUUUCUCUUUGGAUUUCAAUGCUUUCUUCUGUGAUUGGGUUUUGUGAUGAUGAUGAUGAUGAUGAUAAAGAUGAUGAUUAUCAUGCUGUGAUUGGGGAGAGGUAAAAUGACUGAUUUUGUUUUCACUAAAUUAUCUCUUUUAUGUCUUAGGGUCUGUUUGGAAAGGAGAAAAUGAUGUCUUAGGGUCGCGUUUGGAAAGGAGAAUAUGAUUUUAGGAUAAUUUCAAAAAAAAUUAUUCUCAUUCUUUUUGAGGAAUAUAAUUUCAACUAUUUC
Cuscuta campestris is the source of this 1900-nucleotide messenger RNA. The record is from the annotation of a GenBank genome assembly. Lineage: Eukaryota; Viridiplantae; Streptophyta; Magnoliopsida; Solanales; Convolvulaceae.